Haliotis rufescens (red abalone) is the source of this 4554-nucleotide messenger RNA. Its product is annotated as BTB/POZ domain-containing protein 6-like. Gene Ontology annotation, molecular function: protein binding. The transcript has 2 exons. The record is from RefSeq and is a predicted model, not a curated record. Bases 653 to 1978 code for a protein of 441 amino acids. Lineage: Eukaryota; Metazoa; Mollusca; Gastropoda; Lepetellida; Haliotidae. Gene Ontology annotation, cellular component: cytosol. Gene Ontology annotation, biological process: neurogenesis.
GCCAGUUUUGGAUGAUAAAUAGGGUUUAGGGAUGGUUUACAUCUUAUUUCAUGCUUUAGUCAACAUUAGAGUCCUUGUGCCUUCUCAGUCAGUAGGGACUCAAUAGUAGCAUUGCCCCACGCCCGAGUACAGUAACAGAUUCAAGGAUCCAGACUGUGGACUGUGUGGCGGGGAUCUGUACACUAGGACUGAAGUUGGUCCCAUGGUGUUAGAAAGACAGAAGAACUUUCAUUUCGCAGACAGUGAAUGCAAUCAUGGACCCUAAAUAUAUACAGCGGCCUCGAGUCCGUCGUAUUAAGUGUCCAUGAUGCAAUAAGGCCUUCAUUCACUACAUCCAUUUCAAUAUAAGGUGUAUCUUACAGUGUGACGCUCGUGGAUCAGUUCCAUAACGUACGCAAACAUGUCUCCCACACUAAGGCCACUGCAACCAAAGCCCUUGUCAAGUAUAGUUGAUUGUGUAGGUUAUGGAAUGAACACAUUGUUGCUUAGCAACACUCAAACGUGAUUUAAGCCAAGUGAGUUUUAAGACUCAGUUGUAUAUAAUAGCAUUAUACACUGCACUUUACACAUUACAUUUAUAUGACAAGUGCUUUAACCAUCAACUCAUGGUUAUCAUCUAUGUGUCCUUUUGUUGUCAGUUCCACGCUAUAGGAUGUCCGAUACAAGCCGAGGAUCUGGAUAUGUGGACAACUGGCAGUCAAAGAAGACUGUCACAGAGUGUAAUCUGCGCAUGGUCGACACGGAAGACUUCAGUGACGUCACCUUCCGUGUGGGGGCAGAGAAACAGGUGGUCCGAGCUCACCGCUACGUUCUUGUCAGUCGCAGCUGUGUCUUCGAAGCUAUGUUCUGUGGCCCCCUGGCGGAGACAGGGGAGGUAACCAUCCCCGACAUUGAGGCAGACAUCUUCAAAGAGUUCUUGAGGUAUGUUUACACAGACAAGGCCACUAUCAAUGCUGAAACAGUCACAGGACUAAUGUACACCUCUAGGAAAUACUCUCAAGACGCAUUGUUCAAUCUGUGUGUAACGUUCCUGGAACAAUCCCUGUCAGAAGACAAUGUCUGCCAGAUCCUGGAGGAGUGUCAUGGUUACGGGGAGCUGGACCUGAAACAGAAGGCGUUGAAGCUUCUUACACAAGGAGGGAACAGAGUUGCCAAGUCUCUGGGGUUUGUGAAGCUUUGCCCUGAUUGUAUGGAUCAGUUUGUCAGGUCAGACAAUUUGAGAUUGAAAGAGGAAGACGUAUUUGAAGCUGUGCUGUCCUGGACAAAGGAAAGAUGCCAGAAGGAAGGUGGGAGUGACACGCCUGAGAACAUACGGAGACUCAUGGGAGAUAUGAGGUAUGAGAUCCGGUUUACCAGCAUCCCCCAGGAGUAUCUGGUGAAGGUUGUAGGGAGAUCAGGUGUGCUGACAGGGGAUGAGAGAUUACGAAUAAUGGACAGAGCUAUGGACUCAAAUGUUGACAUAUCUCCGUUUAAACAUUCACAUAGAAAGGCUGACAGUAUUAUUCACGGGCAACGGAAGGCAUCCUGUGCAAUAGUCAAUAGGUUUUCCUCUUUGAGUACCUUUUCGAUGUCGGCUAAUGGGGAUAAUGCUAUCGCCUUCUCACCUAAUCAGAGCAUUUUCCUACAAGGUUGUCAACUGUAUAGUAGACAUGAUGAUACAUAUAAACUGACAAUCAGAGUGUUUGACGCCAAUAACGUGCUGAUUGAUGAACUGUUCCAGAACACCAGGAUGACGCUUAAUGGCAGGAAGAUUUUGAAUGACGUCCUGUUUCCGAGAUAUCUGUCCCUCACAGCAGGUGCGACCUAUACUCUGUGUGUGAACAUGGAGGGACCUCACACCAUCUGUGGUGUGGGAGGAAAGGAUACAGUAACAGUAGAUGGAGUACAGUUCACAUUUACAGACUCUCCAAUGUCAACUACAGACACAUCAACAACUAGGGGACAGAUACCUGGCUUGAUAUUCAGUCUCCCGUCAUAGGGAGUGUAUCAGGUGUGCCUUGCUGUGACGCUGUGGUGAAUCUGAUUUCAUUCAAUCACCCUAAUAAGCAAGUAAACUGCUCAUGUUUCUAUACACAGAGGAUUAACGUGAAGGGAUCACGGAAUUUGAAUUCAGUUGGACGUGGGUAUAGACAGGAUUUCAAUGGCCAAUUCUUAUAAAUAUAAACUGUCAGAUAUAUGUAAACUUCUGGUCCAUAUACAGAGGAUAAACUUGAAGGGAUGUCGGUAUUUGAAUCAAGUUGAAUGUGGGUGUAGACAGGUAUUCAAGGGACACUACAGCCAAUUCUUAUAGAUAUAAACUGUCAGAUAUAUGUAAAACUACCGGUCUGUACACAGCCAGUUCUUAUAAACAUAAACUGUCAGAUAUAUGUAAACUUCUGGUCCAUAUACAGAGGAUAAACUUGAAGGGAUCACGGUAUUUGAAUCAAGUUGAAUGUGGGUGUAGACCGGUAUUCAAGGGACACCACGGCCAGUUCUUAUAAACAUAAACUGUUAGUUAUAUGUAAAACUACCGGUCUAUAUACAGCCAGUUCUUAUAAACAUAAACUGUUAGUUAUAUGUAAAGCUACUGGUAUAUAUACAGCCAGUUCUUAUAAACAUAAACUGUUAGUUAUAUGUAAAACUACCGGUCUAUAUACAGCCAAUGGACGAGUAGACGAAGACAAGAACAUUGGGACCCUAACAUGUACAACAUUGAAGCCUACCUUUCAGCAAGAGCAGAGCUGUUUCCCUUUGUAUAGGUUUUACGGCACAUGGGUUUGAUCUCGCAUUAUCUGAUAUUCAUUGGUCACUUUACGGUUUUCAUUUAUGUGUGUCAUUAAUGAUACUGAGAGAACUGGACGCGAACACGACGUUGACAGUUACCUCCACGGAAGAAAGCGAAGCAACAAAGUCUGAGAAGAGUGAUAUCUUCAUCCUGCAUCUGGACAUGUGUUUUGUUGAACAUCUGUGUAAACAACUUAGUUCCUGUCGAACAAUUGUAGGACUAUUUUACAGAAUCAAAUGAUUAUAAAGAAGAGAAUGUAAGCCUACAUUUGUUUCAGUCAAAAGGUUAGAUUGGCUUAUUUGUGAAGAUGACAUAACCUCAGCAUAACAGGAUACGUUAUAACAAAGCUUGUGGACUUGAUGGAAUAUUCACUGAUUACAUUAGGACGAGUGUCAAGGUAAUGAUGCCUGUAUACCCGAAGUUAUAUAAUCUUGUUGUACAUUGUGGUGCUUUACCUCAAUCAUGGCUUGCUAGCAAUAUCUGUAAAAAUAACUAUAUUAUUUCCUUUAAAACGGAGGAUUUAUAUGCACCUUGUAUUUGUCGCUCUGAAAGUCUUUGCCCUGAUUGUGUGAGAUGAAUGUUGAUAUUUAUUUGAUAGGAACAAUUAAGCUUAUUCUUCCUGGAUGUUUGCCUGCGCUGCUUCCAACAUAAUGACGUCAGCAGUUUGCUAUUUUGUUCGUGGUUUGCAUUCGUGACUGAUGCUUUAGUGCAAGAAGGUCGUGAUAAAGACUUCUCCAAGUCACUCACAACUGCUGUGGUAAUCAAUUUCCUGGUCCCUGUUUUAUGAAUCAUUUUCUUCCUCGGUAUACAUGUUAAUUGUAUACAGUAAACUACGGUUAUAACGAACACGCUUAUAACGAACUGACGGAUAUAACGAACUUACUUUUUUGUCCCUAAAAUUUGCUGUAGAUAUGCUGUAUAUAUGCUUAUAACGAACUACGGUUAUAACGAACUAAAAUUAGUGGUCCCUUUGAGUUCGUUAUAACCGUAGUUUACUGUAUAUCAUAAUAAGCUAGUGUUGUGUGAUCCUUGAUGUAAGCUCAUGUGUGUGCGCACUGCUUGUCAAUAAACUUGGACAUGUACAGUUCCCUGCACGGUCUUAGUUGUAAAUAUAUUGCAGAAGUUGUAAAUAUAUUGCAUAAGCUUCGAUCUACGGAAUUGGGUUAUUAUGACAUGCAUCAACCAAGUGAGCGGGUAAAACCCUGACUCCUUUAGUCGCCUCUACAACAAGCACAGUAGCGUCUUACGGCAAGCAUUGGUUGAUGAAGACAAAUUCUCACCAGAUCUUCACGAGUCAAACGAUGUCACUGAUUUCUAUUGCUGUCUACAGUUUUUUGGUGUAUUAACUAUGAUUAUUAUGAGUUAUAAUUGUUGAUUAACUAGACGUGGCUUGAAUAUGUUUUUUUGCGUUUAUAGAGGUAUAAACGUCAAACCUGGUGCGCGCUCAACAACUAGGUAAAUACAACAGCAUUUUUACUAAUAUCUUUAGUUUUGGAUGUAUAAUUGUGAAAUUAUGUAUUUGAAUUAAUUACAUUGCUUCUGGUAAAUAACAUUUUGUAAUAACCGUAAAUUUCCUAAUGUGUCCUAAAAUCAAUGUUCUUUUGCAAAGAAAUGUUUUUGAGUAUAGUUUAUUUGUAUUUACAAUCUAGAGUAAUGGUAUUUUUGCUUUAUUUGCAGUCAAUCAUGAAAUGACAUGAAAUGACAUGAAAUGACAUGAAAUGAAUGAGAUGAAAUGAGAUGAAAUGACAUGAAAUACUCAUGCAGCACUCUCGAAACAGAAUAAAAUAGAC